Molecule: messenger RNA, 2246 nt
Organism: Aethalodelphis obliquidens (Pacific white-sided dolphin)
Lineage: Eukaryota; Metazoa; Chordata; Mammalia; Artiodactyla; Delphinidae
Gene: TMEM254
Product: transmembrane protein 254
Exons: 4
Coding region: 264-596 (110 amino acids)
Source: RefSeq, a predicted model, not a curated record
CCGGGCAAGGCCAUGCGAGGGGACAGAGUGCUGCCUUGAGCCACAAGAUCCGCACCUACGACACGGAGAGGUCGCGCAGGCGCAAUCGCCGCUCUCGAGCGCUCUAAGCCAGGGCACUAGACCCGGGAAGAAGACGCAGGCGCACCCGUCUGCCCGCGCCUUCCGCCUGUGUUGAGAUCUUGAGAAACCGGUUGCCCACGCUUUCCCUAUAUGAAGGCAGGGAAUACUCCCCACCCCAUGACUCGGUGUCUAGAUCUUUCAAGAUGGUGGUGGCGAAGUCGAAUGCCGGUGGGGCUGCUACCUCCUAUUUCCGUACAGCCAAACCGCUGCCCUCGCUGGUCACGGCCCUGGGGCUGGGAUAUUUCGGGGUAUUGGCUUGCGUGGCUGAUUCACGUGGGAGAGUCCUUGUAUGCCAUUGUAUUGUGCAAGAGCCUUGGUGGAGUUUUGAGAAACCGCCCAUCACUAGGGAUCUCCCUUCUUCAGUUCCCUUGACGGUUCCUUCAGACCUCAGUCUAAAGGCAUCACGAAUAGUUGGACUCAACUCCUCUGGUUCCUGCAGACGUUCCUUUUUGGGAUGGCAUCUCUCUAUUACUUGAUUGAUUACAGACCGAGACGCCAUAAACAAACUUAAAAAAGAUAUCCAAAAAAAACUGAAUCACUGUUUUGUACACUUGAAACUAAUAUAAUAUUGUAAACCAACUAUACUUCAAUUUUAAUAAAGAGAGAAAAUAUAGCAUAUAAAGUUCCUAGGAGAUAAAAAAGAUGUUCAAAAGCUUUCUCCACACUGACAUUCAGCCUCACCUUUUUUGGGGGCUGCUGUGCUUACUUGAUCUUUCUAGAAAGUUACGACCCUCUAGUUAUUCACUGUUUUCUUCAUCUGCUCUGGUUAAACUUGAGUAGGUAGUAGGAAAAGAUUUUAGCUUCCCAGUUCUGCAGACUAUCCUAUUUGGCAGAGGGCUUCCAGCUACCUUCUUGCGGUCCUUGGCUGUGUUGGCAUUCUCCCUGUCUCCUGGUUUAAGCCACAUACUAAGUUUGCUUGUUGGGAUAUCUUUGCCCCUACCUUCUGAUUAAAACACCUUACCCUUACCACCACCAUCUUAUCAGCUCUCCUUUCCCCCAAUUUUUUUCCCACCCACCUGGACCAAAAUAGAGUGACACUUCCAUAACACAUGAGUUCCACCCACAUUUGUUAGACACCUGUGAGGCGGGAUCUUCUCCUUUCAGGCUUCCAUUUCAGAUUAUGGAGAAAGAUGAGGAAGACAAGCAAGUGCCUGGAAUGGGGCGGGCCAAGAGGUGACACAGGCAGAGAGGACAUCCUGGGAACCAAGAAGGAACGACUGGGGAAUGCUUUCUCUGCUGCUGCCAGCCAGAAGUGAUGCUUCCCUCCACUCGGACCCUCCAACAUAGUGCUCUGUACGUGCAGGAUCUGAUGUCCACCUUCAAGUCAGGACCACAUCUUAAGACAGCUUCGUUUUUUCCUCUAGCACCUGUCCCAUUGCCUCACACACAGGUGUUCUCUCAGUGUUUACCGAACAAAGGAGGGAAACUCUGAUUUCACUUUGCACUUGUUCAGCAUCAUUCCAAUUUUUAUCUGAAAACUGCAGAACACGUUCAGUGUACCCUUGCAUCAGAGAAAAGCGCAGGACUGCCCUUGACUGGUACCGCCAUGUUUCUGUGGGUCCCCUGGUGGGAAACCCGUACCUUUUUCACAUUUUCCUAUUCUUGGUCACUUUUUCCAGACACUGUAGAUGUCUGCCUCCAGUUCUGACUCACUCAGCCAUUCCUGUUCUAGAGAGUCUACACUAUGGGUUCUCCAACUAGUUACUACCUCUCUCAUUCACCUGGUUAUAACUUAACUACUGACUGGUUGGGGCAGGAGGGUUACUGACUCACCUCAAGGAGCCUUUAGGGCUCCUUUCCUGGAGGACCGCCUGCUUGUUCACUAGGGACUAGACCUUAUUUUCCUUCCAUGACACAGUAGGUCAUGUUAUUUGUUUUAAGCAAACACUUAAGAGAAACAGCCCCCCUUCCCCCAGAAAAGAGGCCUCAAGUAAAAGCACAACCAUGAAAGAUGAUGGACUAUGAACUGGUUUUGGUGGAAAUCAACUUCCGCACAUAAAUCCCAGUCUUUCCCUCUUGUUUCUCUUGUGAUUAAGGGGUUGUUAUUAAUGGUGCCAAGGAUAAUAUGGCAGAUUACUGAAUGAAAUGUAGUAACUUGAAUAAAAUGUUGGGAAUGGUGUCUCCAA